AUGGAACAAGAAGAGCAAUCCUCUCAGCCGGAAAGCACACCGGCGACGCGGCCGAAAUCUCGCUCGGACCAUUUGAAGCGCGUAUCGAGAGCCUGUUUGCAUUGCAGGCAGCGAAAGUCGAAAUGCGAUUUAGAUAGUAACGGCAAUCCUGGAGUACCGCCAUGCCAGCGGUGUCUCCGAGAUGGUCGCGAAUGUAUUUUGGGGAGUUCAAACCGUGGAGGGCGCCGUAUCCGCAAGAACAAAAUGAAGAACUUCACCCCGGAUACAACUCUUUCAGGCCGACGGGAAUCUAUUGUCGAAUCGAUCAGCCCAACAGCUUCAGACAAUCGCCAGUCCACAAAUACCUCAUACCCUGGUCCGGUUGUUUUUGUGCCUCCUAAUCCCACAACAGCGACAUCCAUAUCGGUAGAUGAUGAAGAUACGGCAUCUAUUGGGUCGGUCCCGCGAAAUCCAUCUGAUGCUUGGCAGUGUCUCACAGGCAUUGCCAAAAGAGGUGAUGACGGUCCUACCCCUGAGACGAACACUGAUUCUCUGCGCACAACCCACAGCGCCUUCUCCUUUGGUGCUCUCCAAAAUGGCACUGUAGCCGACUUUCAACCGAACAGUGGGAUUAAGGCUUACAGACUAGUGCAAUCGCGCUCUUUAGACCCGGGCACAGUAUGGCAGUUGGUGGCUCGAUACGCCGAAAAUUUUCAUCCAUAUCUCCCUUUGGUACCGCGGAAAUAUUUUAACCGCAGUGCGCUAGAUUCCUUCGCUACAAAUGAGAAACAUCUGCUCACUGCUGUACUUACAAUCGCAUCGAAGGAUUUAGUCGAACGACCGGAUAUCCAUGAAUACUGCUCAAAAUAUAUGCACGAAUUGAUUUCGGGAAUAGCUGCUGGUGCCGAUUGUGAUGUAGAGGCCGUGGAGGCCCUUCUUCUACUUGCCGAAUGGGAACCACAGGGUCUUCGUCCGCGUAUCGAGCGCGUUGGUCGUGGUGAGGAGGAUCGAGCCGCAUGGAUGCAUGUUGGUCUGGCAUUGCGGUCAGGUUAUUUCCUAGGCUUGGAUCGAACCUCCUUCCGAGGUGAUCCCUCGGGAGAUACGGAGACGGAAGCCCGAAGAAGGCUAGCAUGGACCAGCUGCUACAUUUCGGAUCGGUUAAUAUCUGUCCGUAUCGGACGGGCUUUUUGGUCUCGUGGACCUGGCCCAAUGACAGGCCUUGUCAGUCAAGAUUUCCCUUCUUUACAACCUAUCAAAGAUGGAGAUGAGGAUUACGCGAGAAUCUUCCAAGCAACCUUGGAUCUAACACAACUUUACGGGAAUGUUCAUGACGUGCUUUACUCUGGUAUGCGGACAAGCAACCAAAUGAUGCUUAUGGGGGACUAUGUAAAAUACGUGGAUGAUUUUCGUCUCGCGAUUUUGCGGUGGAAGUCACUCUGGGGUUCAUUGUCCUGCUGCAAUUUCCCAAUCAAUGGUGUCGAAGUUAAAGAACGAUCAGUCACAAAGGGAACAUCUGAGAUCAACAUUCAAUGA
This is a messenger RNA of Aspergillus oryzae RIB40, 1512 nucleotides long. RefSeq names its product Zn(II)2Cys6 transcription factor. Gene Ontology annotation, molecular function: DNA binding; zinc ion binding; DNA-binding transcription factor activity, RNA polymerase II-specific. Gene Ontology annotation, biological process: DNA-templated transcription; regulation of DNA-templated transcription. The coding region runs from base 1 to 1512 and encodes 503 amino acids. Gene Ontology annotation, cellular component: nucleus. NCBI's taxonomy places the organism in Eukaryota, Fungi, Ascomycota, Eurotiomycetes, Eurotiales, Aspergillaceae. The transcript has 3 exons. The record is from RefSeq and is a predicted model, not a curated record.